CUGAAACAUAGCAAAGUGUUCACCCAAGAAAAGAAUUCAUCCUGAUGAUAAUUGAUGUCUGCAACAAUCGUGUGCAGACAAGUGUUCACCCAUUCAUUGAUGUAAUUAUUACGCUGAAUCAAUCAAGCAAGACAAAACCCUCUUCAUCAUCACUUCAUCGAUCCUCUCCCCUUCCCUCACGUCGUAAUGAACGGGACCUGCCAGCAAUGAUUGUCCAUUUGCCAUCGCACCGAUUUUUUGAAGGAAAAAAAGCAUUUCAACUCUGGGACCCUGCCCGAUCACCCGACACCUUAUAAGCUCAUUCGCACCAAGCAAAUGAGCCUUCUGAUGCUCAUUCACACCAAUCCGAUGCUUCUCCUGCUCAACGUUGCUUCCUAGCUGGGUUUAGAUCUAAACAAACGGUUGCAGAAUUAUAUUCUCCGAUGGAGUCAUUAAUAGCACGAGCUCUGGAGUACACGCUGAAGUAUUGGCUCAAGUCUUUCAGUAGAGACCAGUUCAAGUUACAAGGCCGCACUGCACUGCUUUAUAAUCUAGAUAUAAAUGGAGAUGCUUUGCAUGCUAGUGUAGGACUACCUCCAGCACUGAAUGUUACCUCUGCGAAAGUGGGAAAGUUGGAGAUUAUUCUCCCAUCAGUAAGCAAUGUGCAAAUAGAGCCAAUAAUCAUCCAAAUUGAUAGGCUUGACAUUGUUCUGGAGGAAAACGACAAUGUUAAUAUACCCAAUAGCUUUAGCAGUGCAACAUCAUUCGCUAGCUCCACAAAGAGCAGUGGCUAUGGUUUAGCUGACAAGAUUGCAGAUGGAAUGACUCUAGAAGUGCACACAGUUAACCUUCUGCUUGAAACCCAUGGAGGUUCUCGACGCCGAGGAGGAGCAACUUGGGCAUCGCCUAUGGCAUCAAUUACUAUAAGAAACCUUCUGCUAUAUACAACAAACGAGAACUGGCAGGUUGUAAAUCUCAAGGAAGCCAGAGACUUUUCCAAUAACAAGAACUUUAUAUAUGUGUUCAAGAAGCUGAAGUGGGAAUAUCUGUCAAUUGACCUGUUACCACAUCCUGAUAUGUUCUCAGAUGCCUAUUUUGCAUCUUCCCAAGGUGGGUCUCAUAGGAAAGACGAAGACGGAGCAAGACGUGUGUUUUUUGGUGGAGAAAGAUUUGUUGAAGGAAUAUCAGGAGAGGCUAAUAUUACCAUUCAGCGGACUGAACUGAAUAAUCCAAUGGGCCUUGAGGUUCAAUUACACAUUACUGAAGCUGUUUGUCCCGCUCUGAGUGAGCCAGGACUAAGAGCUCUUCUCCGGUUCAUGACGGGCUUAUAUGUCUGCUUAAAUAGAGGAGAUGUGAAUCCAAAUGUUCAGCAGCAUUCUAGUGAAGCUGCUGGACGUUCUCUGGUAUCAAUUGUGGUGGACCACAUAUUUUUGUGUAUUAAGGAUACGGAUUUCCAGCUUGAACUGUUGAUGCAGUCACUAUUCUUUUCUCGGGCUAGUCUCAGCAAUGGUGAAAAUGCAAAAUAUUUGAGUAUAGUUAUGAUAGGCGGACUGUUUUUGAGGGACACAUUUUCACACCCACCAUGCACCUUAGUGCAGCCACUGAUGCUGGCGUCUUCAAACAAUGUAGUGGACAUUCCUGACUUUGCUAAAGAUUUUUUCCCUCCAAUAUAUCCUCUGGGAGAACGACAAUGGCAAUUAGGUUGCAACAUUCCUUUAAUAUCCAUCCAUUCUCUGCAGCUCAAGCCCACCCCUUGCCCACCUAUUUUUGCUUCUGAAACUGUCAUUCAUUGUCAUCCCCUCAAGAUCCAUCUGCAGGAAGAAUCCUGUUUGAGGAUAGCUUCCCUUCUAGCUGAUGGAAUUGUAGUCAAUCCUGGUGCAGUUUUACCUGAUUUUUCAAUCGGCUCCCUCAUGUUCAGUCUUAAAGGAUUGGAUAUCACAGUUCCAUUGGGCAUCGGGAAACACACUUACAAUGAAAUAGAUACCGUAACUUCUCAGGGUUUAUUUUCUGGGACCAGACUCCAUAUUGAAGACUUGUUCUUCUCCGAGUCACCUUUGCUAAAACUAAAGUUACUAAACCUCGAGAAGGACCCAGCAUGCUUUUGUCUUUGGAAAGGACAACCCGUUGAUGCUAGCCAGAAGAAAUUGAUGGCUGGUGCUUCACUCAUUAGUUUGUCUCUAGAAACCUGUAACUUAACCACAGCUCAAAGUACUUCAACACCGUCUUCAGGUUCAUGGAGUUGUGUUGAACUGAAAGAUUUCUGCAUGGAGGUCGCAAUGGCCACUGCAGAUGGAAGCCCUUUGACAAAUGUACCACCUCCCGGUGGUGUUAUCAGAGUAGGAGUUUCUUGUCAACAAUAUAUGUCCAACACUUCAGCUGACCAAUUAUUUUUUGUUCUGGACCUUUAUGCAUAUUUUGGGAGGGUCAGUGAAAGAAUAGCAACAAUUGCACAGAACAACCCUCUGAAGGAUAUUAGAAAUGACUCUUUGGGUGAGAUAUUGAAAGAAAAGGUUCCUGGUGAUACUGGUGUGUGUCUGACUGUGAAAAACCUGCAGCUAAGCUUUUUGGAGUCGUCGUUGAAUAAUAAUGGAAUGCCAUUGGUUCAUUUUUUGGGAAGUGAACUAUUCAUUAAAGUUACCCAUAGAACCUUGGGUGGUGCUGUUGCCAUCUCAUCCAGUUUAGUGUGGGAGAGUAUUCGGGUUGAUUGUGCAGACACUGCACCUAGCUGGAAAAAUGAAAAUGAGCUAGCCUUGACCGCAUACCCGACUGGUUCUGUAGAUCUGGAUGGAUAUCACCUUAGGGCUGUUUUUUGGGUGCAAAAUAGUAUGACCUAUCAAUCAAUUGGCAGUGUUAAGUCAGUUCCUCUCUUGGAUCUCAACAUGGUGCAAGUGAUACCAUUUAACACCCAAGAUUCGGAAUGUCAUACGAUAAAUAUCUCAGCUUGUAUUGCUGGAGUUCGACUUGGAGGAGGAAUGAAUUAUGCUGAAGCAUUGCUUCAUAAGUUUGGGAUUUUUGGACCAGAUGGAGGCCCAGGAGAAGCGCUUACUAAAGGACUAGAGCAUUUAUCUGCUGGACCUUUAUCCAAACUUUUCAAGUCAACGCCUCUCAUUGCAAAUGAGCUUAAAGAGCGUGGACGCAUAGACAAUGGAAAGGAUGUCAGUAUCCUGCAGUUUGGAGCACCCGAUGAUUUAGAUGUGUCAAUAGAGUUAAAAGAUUGGUUAUUCGCUCUAGAAGGUGCACAAGAGUCAGCUGACAGGUGGUGGUUCCAGAAUCAUGAAGACUCUUCUAGAGAAGAGAGGUGCUGGCAUGCUUCUUUCCACAGCAUCGGUGUUAAAGCAAAAGGCUGCCCUAAGCAAAAGGGGAUAGGAAAUGCCAGGCUUUGUGGAAAACUAAAACAUCCAGUGGAGUUGGUUACAGUUGGUGUGGAAGGGUUGCAGAUCUCAAAGCCACAAACUCAAAAGGUUACUAAACAAAGUGGUCUUCUGGAUAGAGUGCCCAAAGAAACUUCUGAGACCUAUGCCGGUAUAAACCUUGAAGUUGACCUAGUUAGCUCAGAAGAGAAGAUUGAUGAUGGAAUGGCAAAGUGGGUGGUGGAGAAUGUGAAAUUCUCAGUCAAACAACCGAUUGAGGCAAUUGUAAGAAAGGAUGAGCUACAAUACCUCACUUUCUUGUGCCAGUCCGAAAUUGAUUCUAUGGGCCGGAUAACUGCUGGAAUCCUACGGGUUCUUAAAUUAGAAAGUUCAGUUGGCCAAGCAGCAAUUAGUCAACUAAGCAAUUUAGGAAGUGAAGGUUUUGAAAGAAUAUUCACCCCGUGCUCCAAUACUGCCGGGCUUAGUCCACCCUCAAAUGGGACCUGUGGGAUCAGAAAUUCUCAUUUGGAUGCUACUGUAGCUUCUCUAGAAGAGUUGUUACUGGAAACACAGGCUAGCUGUGAAGCCCUUGGGGUCAAGCUACAUAGUUCAGAAUCUUCCACUGGGCAGCUUGAAAGUUUUAAACAAAUGUCUAAGAAACUGGAAAGUAUGCAGAAACUAUUGCUGCAAUUGAGGACCCAAAUUUAAUCUUUUUUUGUUUGUUAAAUAUUGUCUGCAAUUUUGUCCAGAUCACAUUUUUUGCUGGGAGUCAUCACGGAAACAGCCUCUUCACUCCCAGGGGUAGAGUUGAGGUCUGUGUACAUGAUACAUCUUGCCCUCUUCCGCCCCAUUAUAUAUAUUAUAUUCAAUACCAGAUGUAUAGAUGAAUUAAUAUGUUGGGGUGGACAUUGUCGUGUCCGGUCCUGGUUUCAAUCCCCCAGUUUGGUUGAAUAGUUUUUAUUAUAGUUUGGUUUUUCAUCUUUGGAUAUGAACUUUGAUGCUUAUUUGUAUUGGACUUAGCCAUCUCGUAAAUACCGAUGGAGAGUGGGUUUGACUAACAUAGUAACACCCAAUGCUGAACAGGCUUGCUAUUUAUGUAAUGAAAAAAAUUAUGUAUUGCUAAUAAAAGCUUAUGAACGUUGGACCUCAAA
This is a messenger RNA of Cuscuta epithymum, 4480 nucleotides long. The record is from the annotation of a GenBank genome assembly. Lineage: Eukaryota; Viridiplantae; Streptophyta; Magnoliopsida; Solanales; Convolvulaceae.